Peniophora sp. CBMAI 1063 is the source of this 3744-nucleotide messenger RNA. NCBI's taxonomy places the organism in Eukaryota, Fungi, Basidiomycota, Agaricomycetes, Russulales, Peniophoraceae. The record is from the annotation of a GenBank genome assembly.
AUGCCGCGUACCACAUCCAAGCCUCUCCCAGAUUAUCUCACUUCAGGCGAAGUGGAUGGAAAGGAUGCCUGGCGGUGCGCUCUACCUGGCUGCGGCAGUGAUUGGAUGAGCCGGAAGAGCAUCUGGCAGCAUAUUGACAACAACAAGACUCAUAUUGCGCGACUCGCGGCCGCUGAACGGUCGCAAACGCGCAGAUCGGGCCUCUCAAUCUCUCAGCAGAAUAACGACGAUAUCUUUGACGAUGGACCUGCCCUGCUUCCAUCUGCUCAUCCUGAUGCGCCCAUGGAUGUAGACGAUCUAGACGAAGAGGCCUCUGCGGAUGACAUCCUUUGUCGAUGCUUCAACCUGAAUGGCUUUGAUUUCUUGAUGGAGACGAAGGCGGAUGCGAAGAACAAGGAGAGAGCCGCGCUUGCUGAAUCAUUCAAAACCUUCGCUUUAUUCGAUCCAGCACAGGCAGCGUCAUCAUUGGGUGCAGAUGGGUUUUCUACCGCUCCAUCGGAUCGCUGGGAAGAAGAGGAUACAUUGACAAACAUUCUUCGCGAGCACAGCAUCAGUCUGGACGGUAAACUGGAUGGCGAUGAUAUACAGCGAAUGGCAUAUGGACACCAAAAUACGGUGUCGUCGGACCCAGGUUGGAAACCUUAUUCAUCCAAGCUCAUCUUUCUCUUGGACGUAUUCGAUAACCUGCCGCGUAACCCCGUAUCGGAUUCCUUGUUGCGUGUCCUUCUAUGGAUGCUAGAAGAGUUGAAUGUUGACGGUGUUCCGUCUCUGUAUGCGUUUCGGAAGGAGCAGCGCGAGUUACGCGACCGUUCUGGUGUGCCUACGUUGCGGUUCAAGUCUGUUCAUGGCAACUAUUACUUCAGUAACGACAUACGUGCAAUCAUUGCCAAUGACUACACUUGCCGCCUAACUCGACAGCAACUUCACUUCUAUCCCGAGAUUCCUGACGGGCCGAUCUCGGAGGUUUGGCAUGCAGAGAAGUGGCGCCACGAUAUGGACGUCUCGACACUGACCCCGAUGUAUAUUGCUGACCGCGCUACACACUACUACGUUCGGGAACUUGCACAAGACAAGUCAGGUGCAUUCUAUGUGCCUGUGCGUUGGGUCAUGCAGCACGGGGAGAUGUAUGCAGAUGCCUGGCGGGUGGAGAUCAGUCAGACAAGUGGCCAUGCUCGCAUCCUAUCCGAUCCAAGGCAUGAUCUGGCCUUCAUACGGGCAGAUAGCCUGCGUCGGAACUUCCUGGCAUUGAAAGAAGAUGGCCUACUUCCCCAAUUUAGCAAGAAAUCCCGUGAACUCGAGAAGAAGAUGCCAAAUCCUUUACGUGCUCUCGCCGACGGUGACCCUCUGUACUCCAGUUUCGUGGAUCUGCAUCCCGACGACGUCUCUGGCAAUCGGUCAAAAUCCUGGAACAAACACAUCAAUGUAUACAUGACUCAUCGGAAUCUUCCCCGCUCGACCGUCCACCAGGAGUUCCACCAUCACUUUGUCUCGACGUCGCAACAUGCGAGCGCGCUCGAGCAACUAGAUGCAGUCAAGACCAUGAUCGACUCUACGCACAGCAAACCCGUUCAAGUACGCGAUGCAACGACAGGUGAAUCGGCCAAGUUUCGUAUCUUCGCCCAUGCAGAGCUCGCCGACAAUCCGAUGCAGGACGAACUGUCCUGCCAUAUGUGCGGGAACGCGUCUCACAACUGUCGCAAGUGCAUGUCAGGUGGCACACACGCAGAGAAGAUGACGGAUGAUGGCUAUCAUGCCUUGUUCUCGCCCUCGGCAGCGGAAUCGCGCAGCAGCUUCGAAACGCGCCUCGAAGUUCUCAGGCAACUCAACCUUGCAUGUACGGGUGUCAGUGAUCAUGUCGAGCGCCGGCAGACCAUGACAGGCGUGAACGACUCCUAUGCCCAGCCGUGGAUCGACAAGCUAAUUGAGCGCGCGCGCGCUCUUCGUGCGGGUAAGGUGGAGGGAAAGCCUAAGAUGACGAUUGCGCAGGCAAGUGCGGAACUCUGGAACUCCGUCGUCCUGCCGAAUCAAGAUAAGAUCUUCAAUCCCAACCUGCGGAUGAUCGGCCUCAACAUCCAUCAGGACACACCCGUCGAGAUCUUGCAUUCGAUCUUACUCGGGAUCAUCAAGUAUAUCUGGCGCCAUUCGCUGAGCUUGUGGAACGAUAAGAUCAAAGCUACGUUUGUGCUUCGACUCCAAUCGACCGAUAUCCUAGGCUUGUCGGUGCCUCCAAUCAGAGCGGGGUAUCUCACGCAGUAUGGUCGGUCGUUGGUAGGGCGUCAGCUCAAGACGGUCGGGCAGACUGUUGUGUUCCAUAUCCACGACAUCGUUGAUAAGGAGGUGUUCGAUGUGUGGAAAGCGGUCGGCGAGUUGACGGCAUUGUUAUGGCUCCCGGAGAUUGACGACAUGAAAGAGUACACGCACGAUCUCGAGAUCGCUGUUGCCAACGUCAUCGACGCCUUCUGUAUCAUCGACCCAGGAAAGAUCAUCUGGAAGAUCAAACUACAUCUUAUCACGCACAGUCCAGAUGACGCCCGGCGCUUCGGACCUCUCGUCGGCUUGAGCACGGAGGUGUCGGAAUGCUUCAAUGCUGUCUUCCGGGCUUGCUCUAUCUACUCCAAUCAUCACGCUCCCAGCCGUGACAUCGCGCUUCAGCUUGCUGCACAAGAGGGACUUAAACAUCGCUUGAUCGGAGGCUGGUGGCUCGCCGAAGAUGGCGAAACCUGGGUACAGUCUGGAUCGGGCAUACGCGGAUUCUUCGAGAAGCAUCCUCAACUCCAAUUGCACAUGGGUUGGUCGGUCGCGAAGCCGCCCGUUCCAGGGACUGCCCGGUUGGCACCCGUUCAAGAGAGGCAGCCGCGAUCUUGGUCGGCGACCCUAGCUGCCACCACUAUCAACGCAGCAGAUUAUGCUUCGCAGAGCGCUGGCGAGUGGACCGCAUGCACAUCCUUCAUUGCUGCAUCCGGCGAUACUUGCCGCAAAGCCUCCUGGGUUGCGGCCGAUUCUCCCACAGAACCCGGCAAGACCAUUUUCGGACGCGUGAUUGAGAUCAUAGUCUCGACUGAAAGUGCCAACGUGCUUUGCGUAUUGGACGUCUUUCAGCAAUCAAAGGAUAGGCACCCGAUGUACUCGAUGCCCGUGCUACGAAGACCACUCGGCGAAGAGCACCGAGUAGUUCUGAAGCCGACUAGCAUCCAUUUUGACUUUAAUACACAGCACGACUGCCUCGCCGCAAAAUGCAGUGCCACGGGAGAACGCAGAACGACUCAGGAACGUAUACAGACCGAUAACAUCGAGGUGUUCAUUGUGCACGCUGCCUUAGACGUGUACAUCGUAAACCUGCAUGCUCUGCAUAACGCACACCGUCUGCGGCGCGUUUUCGACCGCCAGUUGACUGCACCGAUAGCUAGCUCGCUGACUGCAGAAGCUCGCCGUAAGCUGCACGAUUCGCUGGCAGAAAAACUUCGUGGUUCGGCUGCUGCCUCCAAGGCUGCUCGCGAAGCAGAAAAGGAGGCUUCUGCACUCAAUACCCAAGGACAAUCUUUACCGAAGCGGAAACGGAUAGAUAGUCCCACAGGCGAGCAUGGCGCCAGCGAAUUUGUGACAGGCGACCGAGAGGAAUCGGGCGAGGAGGUAGCUGCGCGAGUGUCUCGCUCUUCUGGUUUGACCCCUUCUAUGGGAACGAUCAAGCUGCCGAGCCGUGCUUCGCUCCAGCAAAGAGAAGCAGCUGCGGCCGGCGGCGCGUAG